AUGGGGCCCCGACCUCAGACGAUUUGUCUUUGUAAACAACAACUGAAGCUCCUUGUCUGUGUCCCUCAGGGAGCCGAGAGCAUCACCACAUACACCUUCAACACCCACAAGGCGCAGCACACCUUCUGUAAGAGGUGCGGCGUCCAGAGCUUUUAUUCUCCCCGCUCCAACCCCGGAGGCUUCGGGAUCGCCCCCCACUGCCUGGACGAGGGCACGGUGCGCAGCGUGGUGGUCGAGGAGUUCAACGGCAGCGACUGGGAGAAGGCCAUGAAGGAGCACAAGACCAUCAAGAGCAUGUCUAAGGAGUGAGCCCCUGCCCCCUCCCGCAGGAGGGCCCGUGGCCGCCCCCAUCUCCGCAGGCGGCUCCGGCACCAGUGUCUUCAGGCAGCUCUUGUCCUCCCUCGGCUCAGAUUUUGACAUAGGCUAGCUGACACCCUUCUAUCUCUUCCCGACUUUUGUGUGAUCUUUUAGAAAAAUAAAUAUUUUUAACAUUAAAGCA
Delphinapterus leucas (beluga whale) is the source of this 499-nucleotide messenger RNA. The record is from RefSeq and is a predicted model, not a curated record. Lineage: Eukaryota; Metazoa; Chordata; Mammalia; Artiodactyla; Monodontidae.